Vicia villosa (hairy vetch) is the source of this 1230-nucleotide messenger RNA. RefSeq names its product prohibitin-3, mitochondrial-like. Gene Ontology annotation, biological process: mitochondrion organization. Gene Ontology annotation, cellular component: mitochondrion; membrane. Lineage: Eukaryota; Viridiplantae; Streptophyta; Magnoliopsida; Fabales; Fabaceae. The transcript has 2 exons. The coding region runs from base 91 to 930 and encodes 279 amino acids. The record is from RefSeq and is a predicted model, not a curated record.
AGAAAUCCAUUUUGAUAUAAAUGAAGAGAAAUGUUUGCAAGCAAAAACACUCCAUUCUCUCUUAAACCCUAAAACCCUUUCCAACUCCAAAUGGGAAGCAACCAAGCCGCAGUCUCCCUCCUAACAAACCUCGCCCGUGCCGCUAUCGGCUUCGGCGUGGGAACCACCGCUCUCAACUCCUCCCUCUACACCGUCGACGGUGGCCAACGCGCCGUCCUCUUCGACCGUUUCCGCGGCAUUCUCGACGAAUCAAUCGGCGAGGGAACUCAUUUCCUCAUCCCAUGGGUUCAAAAGCCCUACAUUUUCGAUAUCAAAACUCGCCCCCACACUUUCUCAUCAAUCUCCGGCACCAAAGAUCUUCAAAUGGUUAACCUAACUCUCAGAGUCCUCUCUCGUCCCGACACCGCCAAACUCCCUGUCAUUGUUCAAAACCUCGGUCUCGAAUACGACGAGAAGGUUCUCCCGUCGAUCGGUAACGAAGUUCUGAAAUCUGUUGUGGCCCAAUUCAAUGCUGAUCAGCUUCUUACUGAACGUCCACAGGUUUCUGCCCUUGUUAGGGAGACUCUUGUCCGACGUGCUAGGGAUUUUAACAUUCUUCUCGACGACGUGGCGAUCACACAUUUGUCAUAUGGGGCUGAAUUUUCGCGGGCGGUUGAGCAGAAGCAGGUUGCUCAACAGGAAGCUGAGAGAUCUAAAUUUGUUGUCAUGAAGGCGGAGCAGGAGCGUCGAGCUGCAAUUAUUCGUGCUGGGGGAGAGAGUGACGCUGCUAAGUUGAUUUCUGAUGCUACUGCUGCUGCUGGGAUGGGGUUGAUUGAGCUUAGGAGGAUUGAAGCUUCCAGGGAAGUUGCUGGAACGCUUGCGAAAUCGCCUAAUGUUACUUAUCUUCCUGGUGGAAACAACAUGAUGAUGGCUCUUAAUCCUGGUCGUUGAUUAUUGCGGGCUUGAAGAUCUGUUUAUGGUGUAAUGGCAUGGUUGGCAUAGGAAUGGUCUUGAAAUUUUUGCUAAAAGGAAGCUUUUCUUUUGUUGUAGGCCCUAUCUAUCUGAUUACAAUUUCAUAGAUUUAUUUUUUUGGAAAAAGUGUAGAAAUAAUUUUGAACCUGCCCGUUUAAGGAUAAUAAUAAAUUUGUUUUUAAACUUGGUGAUUUCAUGUUUGGAAUGUGACAUGAAAUUGAGUAGACUUUCUUGAAGCUUAGAUUCGAUUGAAAGAGAAAAGAGAUUAGGAUUCAUUCA